AUGGCAGCAGGUAUCAGUGCUAAACAUGCUAAACAUGGACUAUUAAGCAGUAAAACGUCGCUGUAUCACGCUCUUCACAGACAGGUUUCACCCAGCAGUGUUAGUAUCCAGAGAGCGGCUGAUAUUCAGAGUGUGAGAGCGGCGACCAGCGCGACAGGAGACUCACAACUCAAUGAGAAGUACUGUCUGGAUCUGGUCAGGUCCAGAGACUAUGACGGCUUUGUGUCCUCCCUCCUCCUCCCAGAGGAGGCGCGACGCUCCUCUUUGGCUCUGAGAGCCUUUAAUGUGGAGCUGGCACAGGUGAAGGACUCCGUUUCCCAGAAGACCAUUGGUUUGAUGCGAAUGCAGUUCUGGAAGACGGCCAUAGAGGAAAUCUACAGAGACGACCCGCCUAACCAGCCAAUCAGCGCCGAACUGUGGAGGGUGGUGAGGAAACAUUACCUGACAAAGAGAUGGCUGCUGAGGAUCAUAACAGAGAGAGAAAAGGAUCUGGAUGAUCGAGCCUAUAGAAACCUGCAGGAGCUGGAGAAGUAUUCAGAGAACACACAGUCCUCCUUACUGUACCUGCUGCUGGAGUGUUUAGGGUUGAAAAACGUCCAUGCCGACCACGCAGCGAGUCACAUCGGUAAAGCUCAGGGAAUCGUGACGUGUUUGAGAGCGACUCCUUAUCACAGCAGCAGACGGAAAGUCUACCUACCCAUGGACAUCUGCAUGCUGCAUGGAGCGUCUCAAGAGGACUUCAUUCGCGGAAGCCGGGAGCAGAACGUCCGGGAUGUCACGUACGACAUCGCCAGUCAGGCUCACGUACAUCUACAACACGCACGAUCAUUUAGCAGCAACGUCCCAGCGGCCGCCAAUCUGGCCUUCCUGCAGACGGUGGUGUUGGAGGACUACCUGCAGCGAGUGAGGAGGGCAAAUUUUGAUGUUUUCCAUCCGAGUCUGAAGAACAGAAACCCCCUCCUCCCCAUCCAGCUGUACCUACGCUCCUGGAAGAAGACCUACUGACAUCAGUCCUUCAUCUCUUCCUCCUCCUCUUCUUCCUCCUCCUCCUGCAGCUGAUCUGCCUCCUCUGAAGGCUGCAGGACUGAGACUUCACCUCUCUGGGGGGGGGGGGAUUCUGCCUUGAAACAGGUCCACAAAGAAAUCCAGACUUGUUUUGAACCACACCAGUGAAAUCUGCCUCUGUAAUAACAACCACAAACCACAGCAGAGACACCGACCGUCGUUUCUCAACCUCCAGCCUUGGUCCUUAUAGAGUUCCCUAGAGACGAGUGUUGCCUCAACAAUUCAAGUAUUGAAUUAUAUUUAUAUUUCAUUCCUGAAUGUAUGAGUGUAAUUUGACCAGAGGCCUGCACUACAAAGCGAGUUCAACAUACCCAGGGUAUCUUCUCGUUAUCUGGCUUAACUAACCCCAACAACCGCGAUACUUUCAUAUCUUAUAAUCACCCACAGCAUACAUAAAAGUACCGGUAGCAAAGUAACUCAAGGCCGUUCAUACAGUCUGCUGGACUGUAAACGCACCAUUCUGAUGUAUUUCUAAUUUAUUUUUUAUUUGCUCCCCAGUUUCACACCGUCGGGGUUGCAGCUGAAACAAUAAAGCUAAAAUACUGUCAUACACGCUAUAAGAAUACACCAAUGCAGCACAUUAAUUUAAUGGAAUACACACAUGUAAUUCUAGUCAGAUCUAUCGUGUUCUUAAAAUAUUUAAUCGCAAAUAAAAAUGCAUAAUUUCAAUGACCAGAUACGUUUGAACAUCACCACGCCAAUUACAACACAUCAAAGACAAUCAUGUUUUGCCACGGUUAGCUAGGUAACGUUCACUCGGAUGCAAUGACACAAAAUGGAACGGAUUGGGAAGAAGCCCGCAAAGAGACGAAACUCCGGUGCUUUUUUGACAACAGCCGCUAUAUGCCGCCAUUUUGGACUGAAAACGCCAAUGAGUCUGUGGCCGAAUCCAGAGUUAUUUUCCUCGUCAUAAUGAACGUGCAUCAGACCCACGGGACUGCACCGCCCUGCGCGCUCAUAUAUGAUAUAUCGGGUUCUGCCAACUUCCUGCUGGCUGUAUGCGGCUGUAAUAAUGGAUCUAUUUGCUGUAAUUCCUCACUUUUAUUUGCACCGAUCACACACUGAGACACUGCAAUAACCUGAAAUGAAACACAGCUACACGUCAUGUCUGUUGUUUACAGAAGGAUAAAAUAAUGUCUUUAAAUAAAAUACGACUUUGUUUGUGCGA
Messenger RNA from Sebastes umbrosus (honeycomb rockfish), 2233 nucleotides. It is a transcript of the gene ndufaf6, whose product is annotated as NADH:ubiquinone oxidoreductase complex assembly factor 6. NCBI's taxonomy places the organism in Eukaryota, Metazoa, Chordata, Actinopteri, Perciformes, Sebastidae. Gene Ontology annotation, biological process: mitochondrial respiratory chain complex I assembly; biosynthetic process. The record is from RefSeq and is a predicted model, not a curated record. Gene Ontology annotation, cellular component: mitochondrion. The transcript is spliced from 9 exons. Bases 1 to 1005 code for a protein of 334 amino acids.